Messenger RNA from Cucurbita pepo subsp. pepo (vegetable marrow), 1191 nucleotides. RefSeq names its product ras-related protein Rab11A. NCBI's taxonomy places the organism in Eukaryota, Viridiplantae, Streptophyta, Magnoliopsida, Cucurbitales, Cucurbitaceae. Gene Ontology annotation, molecular function: GTP binding; GTPase activity. The record is from RefSeq and is a predicted model, not a curated record.
UUGAGUUGUUUUUAGUUAUCCAGGGUUUUCAGUGCAGUUUAUGAAUCAGUACCCACUGUAAUUGGCUUGAGUUCUUGCAAACCCCGAGAUGGGCUUUGAGUUCUUUCUGUUCAUGUAGCUGCUGCCUUCGCUUUCACAUAACUCUGCUGCUACUACUGGGUUCUGCUGUACUUUUUCUUCUUGCUGGAUCCAUUUCGAGCUUCUUCUUCUUCUUCUGUUGUACAGACGAGGGUUUUGUGAGCUGAGAGCUGGGAAAAUGGCGAGCGGCGGCGGCGGAUAUGGGGAUGCGAAUCAGAAGAUUGAUUAUGUGUUCAAAGUGGUGUUGAUCGGGGACUCUGCGGUGGGUAAAUCUCAGAUUCUGGCGAGGUUUGCCCGGAACGAGUUCAGCUUGGAUUCGAAGGCUACAAUCGGUGUGGAGUUCCAGACUAGAACGCUAGUUAUUCAGCAUAAGAAUGUUAAAGCUCAGAUCUGGGAUACUGCGGGCCAGGAAAGAUACAGAGCAGUUACAAGUGCAUAUUACCGAGGAGCUCUUGGGGCAAUGCUUGCGUACGAUAUUACCAAACGCCAGAGCUUUGAUCACAUACCUCGUUGGCUUGAGGAGUUGCGGAGCCAUGCUGACAAGAACAUUGUCAUCAUCUUAAUAGGAAACAAAAGUGAUCUUGAAGACCAGCGUGCAGUCUCCACCGACGACGCCAAGGAAUUCGCCGAGAAAGAAGGUUUGUUUUUCUUGGAGACCUCGGCUCUUGAAUCCACCAAUGUGGAGAGUGCCUUCAUGACUAUCUUAACUGAGAUCUUCAACAUCAUGAACAAAAAGAACCUUGCUGCUGGUGAGAAUCAAGGCAAUGGCAACUCUGCAUCCCUCGCCGGUGGUAAGAAGGUCAUUAUUCCGGGCCCGGCGCAAGAAAUCCCGGCGAAAAGCAAGAUCUGUUGUACUUCAACAUGAUUUGUUUGGAAGUAGGCUGCAAUCGGGGGAUCUAGGUGGGUUUUUUUUUUUUACUGGUGAUGGUUUUCUGCGGUCAUUUGUAUAUUUGAUUGUAUGCUUUAGUUUAUAUAUUUACUUGAAGGACGGCAAAUGAGGUUCUCAUAUAUUUGAUUUAAUUAGUUUUCUUGGUUUCUUGUUCAAGAGAAUUAUUAAUGUUGUAUUUUUUGGAUUAAACAUCCGAUAUUAUACGUAUAAAUAGAAUUAUGAAA